This is a messenger RNA of Trichechus manatus latirostris (Florida manatee), 4003 nucleotides long. It is a transcript of the gene F13A1, whose product is annotated as coagulation factor XIII A chain. The coding region runs from base 206 to 2407 and encodes 733 amino acids. Gene Ontology annotation, biological process: blood coagulation, fibrin clot formation; peptide cross-linking. The record is from RefSeq and is a predicted model, not a curated record. Lineage: Eukaryota; Metazoa; Chordata; Mammalia; Sirenia; Trichechidae. Gene Ontology annotation, molecular function: protein-glutamine gamma-glutamyltransferase activity. The transcript has 16 exons.
CACCCAGCCAGCCUCUCAACCCUGUAUGGCAAAGAGGUUCCUUUGUUAAGGGAGACCCCUUCCUGCCCUUCUGACCAAAAGGAAGGUGCAGUGACCUGUGUGGUGCUUGGCACUCCCAGAACCAAGAAGUGCCCAGAGACACACACCGGCCGAGUCUGCCGCAGGGCCCCCCCGGAAGGAUCCGCAGUUGCUUGUGAAGCUGAGAAUGUCGUCAGAAACAUCUGCCACCACCUUUGGAGGCAGGAGAUCGGUCCCACCCAACAACUCCAAUGCUGCAGAAGAUGACCUCCCCACUGUGGAACUACAGGGCCUGGUGCCCCGAGGCAUCAGCCUGCAAGACUAUCUGAAUGUCAUGAAUGUUCACCUGUUCAAGGAGAGAUGGGACAGCAACAAGGUGGACCACCAUACUGACAAGUAUGACAACAACAAGUUGAUUGUACGUCGAGGACAGUCUUUCCACAUCCAGAUAGACUUCAAUCGUCCAUAUAACCCCAACAGGGAUCUCUUCAGAGUGGAGUAUGUCAUUGGUCGCUACCCUCAGGAAAACAAGGGCACCUACAUCCCCGUUCCUGUUGUCCCAGAGCUACAAAGGGGAAAGUGGGGAGCCAAAGUUGUCAUGAGAGAGGACAGGUCCGUCCGGCUGUCUGUCCAGUCAUCCCCAGAGUGCAUUGUGGGCAAGUUCCGCAUGUAUGUUGCUGUCUGGACCCCCUACGGCAUAAUCCGCACCAGACGAAACCCAGAAACUGACACAUACAUCCUCUUCAAUCCUUGGUGUGAAGAGGAUGCUGUGUAUCUGGAUGAUGAGAGAGAACGAGAAGAGUAUGUCCUGAACGACAUCGGGGUUAUUUUCCAUGGAGAAGUCAAGGACAUCAAGAAUAGAAGCUGGAGCUAUGGUCAGUUUGAGGAUGGCAUCCUUGAUGUGUGCCUGUAUAUAAUGGACAAAGCAGAAAUGGACCUUUCUGGUAGAGGGAAUCCCAUCAAAGUCAGCCGAGUUGGUUCUGCCAUGAUUAAUGCCAAAGACGAUGAAGGUGUCAUCGUUGGAUCCUGGGACAAUAUCUAUUCCUAUGGCAUCGCCCCCUCAGCCUGGACUGGAAGUGUUGACAUCCUAUUGGAAUACCGGAGUUCUGAGAGUCCAGUUCGGUAUGGCCAGUGCUGGGUUUUUGCUGGUGUAUUUAACACAUUUUUGCGAUGCCUUGGGAUACCAGCGAGAGUCGUUACCAAUUAUUUCUCAGCCCAUGAUAACGAUGCCAAUUUGCAAAUGGAUGUCUUCCUGGAAGAAGAUGGGAGUGUGAACUCCAAGCUCACGAAAGAUUCAGUGUGGAACUACCACUGCUGGAAUGAGGCCUGGAUGAAGAGGCCUGACCUUCCUGUUGGAUUUGGUGGUUGGCAAGCUGUGGACAGCACCCCCCAGGAAAACAGUGAUGGGAUGUACCGGUGUGGCCCCGCCUCUGUUCAAGCCGUCAAGCAUGGCCAUGUUUGCUUCCAGUUUGAUGCACCCUUUGUUUUCGCAGAGGUCAACAGUGAUCUUGUUUACAUUACAGCCAAAAAAGAUGGCACUCAUGUGGUUGAAGGCGUGGAUUCCACCCACAUCGGGAAAUUAAUUGUGACCAAACAAGUUGGAAGAGAUGGCAUGCAAGAUAUUACUGAUACUUAUAAAUUUCAGGAAGGUCAAGAAGAAGAGAGGCUGGCCCUAGAAACCGCCCUGAUGUAUGGAGCUAAGAAGGCCAUCAGCACAGAAGGCAUCCUGAAACCACGGUCCGAUGUUGACAUGGACUUUGAAGUGGAAAAUGCUGUGCUGGGAAAAGAUUUCAAAAUCACCAUCACUUUCCAGAACAACAGCUCCAACCAUUACACCAUCUCAGCUUAUCUCUCAGGCAACAUUGUCUUCUACACCGGGGUCUCCAAGGCUGAAUUCAAGAAGGAGACAUUUGAUGUGACGCUGGGACCCUUAUCCUUCAAGAAGGAGGAGGUACCGGUCAGAGCCGGCGAGUACCUGGGCCAGCUGCUGGAACAGGCCUCCCUGCACUUCUUCGUCACAGCCCGUGUCAACGAGACCAAGGAUAUCCUGGCCAAGCAGAAGUCCAUUGUGCUGACGAUCCCCAGGAUCAUCAUCAAGGUCCCUGGUGCUAAAGUAGUUGGUUCUGACAUGGUUGUGAUAGUCGAGUUCACCAACCCUUUAACAGAAACCCUGCAAAAUGUCUGGAUAUACCUGGAUGGUCCUGGACUGAUGAGACCAAAGAGAAAGAUGUUCCGUGAAAUCCGGCCCAACACCACCGUGCAGUGGGAAGAAGUGUGCCAGCCUUGGGUCUCUGGCCCUCGGAAGCUUAUAGCCAGCAUGACCAGUGACACCCUGAGACACGUGUAUGGCGAGCUGGACGUGGUGAUUCAAAGACGACCUUCUGAGUAAAUGCACCGGAGGCUGAGGUGCACCAGGCACUUGGCCUCUUGCAGUCUUGGCCAAGGACAUUCUAACACACAAAUUGUCAGCUCUUGCUUUAACUUAGGUGCAAAGGCUCAAACAGCAAUGGGUAAGACCCCAGAGUAGGGGUACCGUGUGUUGCAAGAUAUACUUUCUCAAACCCAGGCUAUUCAGCAUGGAAGUCAGUUUUUAAUUGCCAACUUGCAAAGGAUUCUGAGCAUUAGUUUUAAUUAAGCUCUCAUAGCUCAUAAGAGUAAAAAUCAUCAUUUAUCAUCACAAAUGGCUGCAAAUUCACCAAAUAUCAGAAGACUUCCCUUAGCAGGAGGUUUGCCCUAUACCAGGCCUCUUUUAAAACAAGACUUCUGGUUCCUUACUCAGCCUCUUAGGGGUAACACAUUCCCCAAAAGGGAGGGAAGCACAUGAUUUGGGCUGUUGAACUCUGUUCCCUUUUCUCUACCCUCUGUGUCAGAAUAUUUUUUCCCACGAAUUGAGCACAACAUCAUUUUUCUUCUUGGCAAAGCCAGGGAAAGGUCUUUUAUCUCACACCUGCAGCAAAGUGACUGCCUGCCAAAUUUCACAGAUUUACCUUGUGAAAAGAUGUGGCCCCAGAUUAACAAAUUGCAUUUGUGGGAAACUUAAUCACCUAAGAGGAGAUAAGAAAGCAGGUGCAAUACUCGAAUCUAUUAAAUAAUGUAGUUUUAUGGAGCAUUUUAUAGGAGCCAUCACGCUGUGGCCUGAUCAGCAGGAACCAAUAUCCUUUACAUUAACCUUUUCUGGGAUACAGUACUUGGAAGUGAUGAGGCUGGUUUGGGAUAGGAGGGAUGAGGAACUAGUCUCCUUAAUUUGUGAUUGUACUUCAUCUCUCUCUCUGGAAUCAUCUCCUUUGCACACCAGUGCAGGCCUAGCUACUUUGGCAGAGGAAGAACAAGCCCAACAUAAUGGAGGAGCUAAAAGAUUUAGUGAGCAGACAUGUGCGAGGACUGGCAGCCACUAAUUCUCUCUUGUCCUUCAUAUGCCCCGUGUCAAGACCUCAGCUAAGCACCCAGGGGCUGAAAAGUAAUAUGGGAUCAGCCUUGCAGAUAGCCAGUGGGUUCAGACCCAGUGCCAGAGGAUGCUGACAGCGUUUGUAUUAUACACCAAGUCUCCAGGAGACAAGGCUGCCUAGUAUUUAUUUGCAAGGCUGAUUUAUGGUCAACAUUUCCCACUGAUAUGCCUAGGGUGUGAUUUAGGUUGCUAGAUUAUGAUUCUUUGCAAAAAAUGGACAGUAGGAAGGAAGCUGGAGGAAAGCCAGAGCAGAAUGCCCUGGUCAGUAUAACCACAGUUUUAGGCCUUUGAGACUGUUUUUUGAGGCUGUUCCUGAGCCUUUGCCACCAGGAAUCUAUGAGGAUCAGCUGGUUCUCACUAUAGGUGCAUCAUACCUAAUUCUAUUAAGUAAUCUCGUGGUAUUCCAAGCUUUCCAAUAGCCAAUUUUAAAAUGACAUGUAUUUUGCUAGACUGUUAAACUGGCUUGGCUUCAUGUAUUCUUAUUAACUAGAUGUAAUAGAAGCUUAAAAUAAAGUUAAUCUGAUUGUGUUUGCGUCCACA